Messenger RNA from Entrophospora sp. SA101, 1068 nucleotides. The record is from the annotation of a GenBank genome assembly. NCBI's taxonomy places the organism in Eukaryota, Fungi, Glomeromycota, Glomeromycetes, Entrophosporales, Entrophosporaceae.
AUGACCGAGCCAAGUAAUUACCUGAUUGAGAGAACUAAUUAUGUUAAUUCUCCCAGUGAAAGCAGUAGUGAAGAAGAGAGUAGUGAUGAAAGUGAAACGGAGGACAGUGAAGAAAAACCAAUGGAAUACGGAAGGACUGAAUUUGAAGGAGGCAGAACCGGACCAUUGGAUUGGUCUGAGACCAUGGUUCAGACUUUGAAUAAAAAUGAUUAUGAAAGUAUUGAUUCAGAACCAAACUCUGAUAUUAUCAAUAAUUUACCUGUUUCUGAUGUAUGGAAUCAUUUUGAAAAAAUUGAAGAUUUAAGAACUAUGGAAAUUAAAUCUUACAAAUGUAAUUUAUGUGCGAAACUAUAUAAAUCUUCUUGUGCAACUUCUACACUUUGGCGUCACCUAAACAAUAAACAUACUUCAAUUUAUUCGAAUAAUAGUAGACAAACAACACUCACUUCUUACCAAUUUCGACCUUAUAGUGAAGCAGAAUCUAAGCAUAUUACAAUACAAUUAAUCAAGAUUCUUGAAGAUUUUAACAUGGGAGAUAAUGCAGCCAACAUGGUGUCUGCUGGAGAAAAGCUAUCAAAUGAAUUGGAAUUAAGAUUUGGAAACUCGUUUUUCAAACAUUAUAGAUGUGUGGCACAUAUCAUAAAUCUAGCAGUAAGACAUGAUGUUGAUAUAAGGUGGAACUCCACUCAUUUAAUGAUUGAAAGAUUCAUUGAAAUAAGAUCUAUUAUUGAGUGUUUAGUUAAUAAUAAUUAUGAAGAAUUGCAGGAUUUAUGUUUAACCACAUCAGAUUGGAAGCAUAUUGGAGAAUUAUACCAUAUCUUAGAACCAAUGUAUGAAGCAACCAAAUUAUCAUCAUCAUCUUCAUACCCAACAAUGGGUGAUGUAAGAUUAGCUUUUAUUGGUAUGUUCACCACACUAGACCAUUAUCUUGAUGCACAAUUACAACAAUCAAUGAUUGCAUCCUCAAUUUCAGUAAAACUUGAUGAAUAUUGGAGAAUAUUUUUAGAUCAAUCACCAUCAUUAAGUGCCAUUUUAGGUCCUAGAACAAAGUUAACUACCUUUGGGUGA